CUUAAUACCUAGACGCCGCUUGGUCAAUACUCGACUGCGCGUGGACCGAAGGCCCCGGACAUGCUUAAAAACCUCGCUCUACACACGAGGCCUCUAACUCUCUUGUCUUGAACUCUCAUCAUGGCACCUCAGACUCUUGCAAGCAUCCUACCCCCGAAAGCGCCAAAACUCAAACGACGCACUUGCUACUUCAUCAUCGGUGGUGUAGUUGUCGGUGUCAUCUUAGUAGCUGCCGUACCCCCCAUUUUGAGCCUCAUUGGCUUUGGUUCGGCAGGGCCUGUCGCUGGCUCGUUAGCAACUGUCCUCCAUAGCGCCAUCGGCAAUGUUGUUGCUGGGAGCCCCUUCGCAAUUGCACAAUCUAUAGGAAUGGCAGGUAUAGCCCCUGGUGUGUAUGUAGCUGCAGGUGCCAUCGGAGGAGCCGUGGGUUGGUUUGUGGAUUUGCUUAGGACUUGGCUCAGGCGAAGGAACCCGAAGGUUCAGGUUGAAGUGAUUGAUGUGAAGGCGUAGAAUAAUAUCAUCAUGUUUUAUGUUUUGCGUUUCGUCAGGACAAUCUAUGCUUUUAUGCCCAUACAUUUCAAAAGCACGAGUUAAUUUCUUGUUCUCUUGAUUCGGUCACCGGUACAUGUUGGAGAUGAAAACAAAAGGAUAUGACUCAUAGAAUGAGCAGGGAGGAAUAUAUCGGGCCAUCAUAUCAGUACCGGAUCUGCUGGAGGAGCAUUGCACCAACUAUGAC
Molecule: messenger RNA, 733 nt
Organism: Desarmillaria tabescens
Lineage: Eukaryota; Fungi; Basidiomycota; Agaricomycetes; Agaricales; Physalacriaceae
Exons: 4
Coding region: 121-507 (128 amino acids)
Cellular component (GO): membrane
Source: RefSeq, a predicted model, not a curated record